Drosophila hydei is the source of this 587-nucleotide messenger RNA. RefSeq lists its product as uncharacterized. The record is from RefSeq and is a predicted model, not a curated record. The transcript has 2 exons. The coding region runs from base 78 to 470 and encodes 130 amino acids. Lineage: Eukaryota; Metazoa; Arthropoda; Insecta; Diptera; Drosophilidae.
UGUGAAGCUGCGCUGUCCAGCGCGCUGCGUGACCAACUCGAGUCGCAGCAUCAAACUGAGUCAACGCAAACACAAUCAUGCCAGCAAUCUGUACAAAAUGCACAAGUCACGAACUAGGCCCCACUCCUGAUGAGCUGCCUCCUGUAAAUGUGGCACAGUAUGUGAGAUCAAGUCGGGGUACGGAUUUGGUGUUCUAUGAGGGCAACACAUACACGCCCAACGAGAAGUUGCGCGAGGGUCAGAAGUCGCGCGAUUGGAAGUGUUCCAUGUACCACAAGGCCAAAUGUCGUGCUCGCCUGAACACUCGUAUGACCAAUCAGGGCGAUCUGAUUCACAUGACCAGCCAGAAGCAUUCGCAUCCGGCUAUGUAUGUGCUGCAGCAGGAGGGCCCAGAUGCGAGGAAAGUGUGCCUCACACGGAACCCACAGUGCGUCGGUCCACACACCACCAAAACGGGCAAAUCAAACUAAUCUAAGGCCUUUGAGUGGAGAAGAAUGAAUAAAACUUGUUUUGCUUUGAUUUAACUUGAUGGCUGAUUAAUUAUUACUCAUUAAUUUCUGAUCAUAUUUGAACCAGCUGAUAUAUUU